UGGCAAUGAAAACCAUUCUUGAACUUGAUUUAAACUAUAAAAGCGAUAUCGUGGCAGGGCCUAUAUAGUUGUGAUCGAGGAAAAGCACCGGUGAACUGUACCCUUUUUUGGGCUAAACUUUAGACAAGAAGAAUUGGUGUAAAUGUUGGAUCAUAGAAAAGAUACAAACAAGUCUACAAAGAGGAAAAUGACUCCAAGAGGCCGCGGGAUGUUAUUGAAGCGAUCUCCCAUCAGAGCGCCUUAUGUCAGCUAUUGUGUGGUUCUGGUUGUCACGAUGACCAUGUUGCUAACAGCCUUCUACGUGAACUCACCGACGCCUAACGGCAUCAAGAACCCAUGGAAGUACCGGUGUUUUCUAGCCGGCAAGCGAGUCGUGGCUGAUAUGGCUAAAGUACUGUCCCUGCUAACGUCCACCUCUUACGUCAACAAUUUUCGGUUCUUGAUGGACAUCUUCGUUCGACCGACGCCCCUGGAAAUGCCUGGGUCGAACAUCCGGGCUUCCGUCACAACUUUUGGCGGGGUCAAAGUUCGCCUUUAUCAGCCAAUCAGGAGAGAGCCCGGACGUGGGCCGGCGCUGGUCUAUGCACACGGAGGGGCAUUUGCAAUUGGAAGUGCCGCCUCCUUUGAUCCUGUAACAAGACGCAUAGCCGAAGCGUUGAACUGUACCGUCGUGUCAGUAGACUAUCGCCUUGCUCCCGAGCACCCCUUCCCAGCCGCAUUCGAGGACAUCCUCAACGCCUCUAAGUGGUUCAUGGACCACGCCCACGACUUUGGCGUAGACCGUUCGCGAAUCGGCAUCGCUGGGGACAGCGCCGGCGGCACGCUGGCCGCAGUCGUGUCACAGGAGUUGCACGACGACCCUGCCUACCCGGACUUUGCCUUCCAGGCACCCAUCUACCCACUGACCCAACUCAUCGACAGCCUCACCCCAGGAACGCUCCACUCCAAGCACCAUUUCGGUCGGGACGGAUCCAUCGUGACAUGGGACGAAGCCGCCAUGUUUUGCAGUCUUUACUUAACAGGCGGCGAGCACGCGAGACUGCAGCUCGCCCUCAUCCGCAACGUACACGUUGCCAUGGAGUUCAGACGCAGUGACGCGCCGCAACUGAAGUACGUCAAUCACUCCCUCCUACCUCCGCGCUUGCGCAGUUAUGACUUCCUGACGCCCUCCUCAAGCCAUGUCAACCACGGACAUCUUUCCGAGGCGGAGGGCGUAUGGAAAGAAAUCAAAGACAAAGUUCUAGACCCGCGAGUCUGUCCUCUGAUGAGGCAUAACAUGGGAGGGUUGCCGCCCACAUUUGUAGCUACCUGCGAGUAUGAUGCCGUGAGAGACCACGGAAUAUUCUACGCGAUGAGACUAAGAGAAGCUGGGGUACGAGUCCGUUGGGAGCAUUAUGAUGGCGGGUUCCACGGGGUUCUGGGUCCUUCGUGGCCCUUUGAGUUCGAAGUGGGGGAACAGAUGUUCCAUGAUUUCGGAGAUUUCGCCACAGAACAUCUCAAGUUAAAAUCAUGAAUGCUUAAUAGAGAGCAUGCUAGUGUUGCAACUAUAACACUGAAGUGUUUCAUCCCGAUCGAAUUUCAAACGUCAGAGCAUUCAAACAAAGUCGCUAUUAAUCGACUGAUUUUAUUUUUAAUAAACGUUUUAUCAUUAAAUUCUGUGAUCGAUGCAUUGACAAAUAAUUGAUAUAAAAGGAGUGAUGGGUCGUUUAUCUGAUCAAUGAACAAGAUAAUUGAUUGGUGAUCAAUUCA
This is a messenger RNA of Patiria miniata (bat star), 1749 nucleotides long. Its product is annotated as arylacetamide deacetylase-like. The transcript is spliced from 5 exons. Gene Ontology annotation, cellular component: membrane. The record is from RefSeq and is a predicted model, not a curated record. Bases 143 to 1513 code for a protein of 456 amino acids. Gene Ontology annotation, molecular function: carboxylic ester hydrolase activity. NCBI's taxonomy places the organism in Eukaryota, Metazoa, Echinodermata, Asteroidea, Valvatida, Asterinidae.